UACAAUGCGUGUCAUCAUGUGAGCGUGGAGUAGGACAUGGAGGAUCUGGAUGUCUCCGGUUCGCUUCUGCAGGCUGCAGCGGGCAACGCGAGCCGGACCGGGGCCUCAGAAGGCGGCUUGUCCAGGCGGACCCAGAUUUUCCUGGAGAUUCUCAUAGUUCUGAUGUGUUUGGGAGCUGUGAUAGGUAAUAUUUUUGUCAUUCUUACUGUGGCUGCAACAAAGACCCUCCACUCAGUGACAUCAGUGCUGAUCACAAACCUGGCCGUCAGUGACCUUAUGGUCGGUGUUGGAGUCAUACCUUUUGUUGGUUUGUCAAUCAUAAAUCAUGGAUGGCAAGACUGCACAGACCUCUGUUUGUUUGUUGGAUACACCUCCUCUGUGUACCUCACAGCUUCUGUUCUGACAUUAGCUGCUAUUGCUCUGGACCGCUACCACUCCAUUUUGCACUGCCUCCACUACAACUCCCACUGCACUCUUUGGAGGAUAUGUGCUGUGGUCCUGUGGGUCUGGCUGCAGGCCCUGGCCACCAGUUGGCCUCCACUUCUGGGCUGGAGCUCAUUCAGCUAUGUGGUCCCCAUGUAUAACUGUGCAGUCAACUGGGCCAGAAGUCCAAGCUACACCAUCUUCAUGGCUGCUCUCUCCUACCUCACACCAGCAGUAGUGAUCCUCUUCUGUUAUGUGAACAUUGUCAAGGUGGCCCGCAGCCAUGCUAGGAGGAUUCAUACACUUGAGGACUCUGUCCAGCGCAGCAGGAAUUCAUCUCAGCAUCACUGCAGGAGCAGCCCCUGGAGACUUAUUUAUCACAUAAAUGCUCAGAGUAGCUCACAGCCACCUUCGCAAAACUCCCAGCAGCACCACCACGGAGUGAUGCGCCUCUUCCUGAUCAUCUCUGCUUUCCUUCUCUGCUGGACACCCUACCUAUGUGUGGCUCUAGUUCAGGCAAUAGAAACAGCCAUUUCAGGCCAAUCCACUCUUGUUCCACCCUUUGCCAUUACCACCUCCUACUGGCUGGUGUUGCUGAACUCUGAUAUCAAUCCUCUCCUGUACGCUCUGCUUAGCAAGCGCUUCCAGAGCGCCCUUCGCGGACUUGGACAAAAAAUACGAUCUUGUUUGGGGAGCGUGAUGGGCAGGCGAGGUGAAGUCAGAGCAGAGGGAGAUGAGGUCAGGAACAGCGACCCCUGCACUAUGAGCACUGCUCAUCCAAGUUCACAAUCCAGCACCGAAAGUUUGACUUGUGAAAACUCAAAGUAUUCCUCCUCCAUUUUUACUGUUAGCGCUGGCUUCAAACAUCAUUCUGAGGAGCACAUAUGCAGAGUGUGUCACCGUGACAACACCCGAUCCACAUCCUCUGGUGAAGCUGGUGGUGACAGAAAACAUAAUCUGCAGGUCCCGUCUCGGCCACAAGAGAGAAGCAGACUACCUUUAUCUGCUCUGACUGAGGAGCGGGAGGCCACAUUUUUAUUUGGCCAGAUUACAGUGAGAGUGGAGCAUGAUGCUGGCUAGUGUGAUUUCUGCAAGGACACCCACAGUAGGUGGAUUAUCACCUUUAACGUCAGAGUUUUACUGCAGCUAGUAAUUAUUUUUAUGAUCAACUCAUCCAACAAUGAUUGUUUUUGUUCCUUAAAUGUCUUAAAGCAGUCAAGUUUGCAUAUUACUUUUGUUUGGUCUUUUUUAAGUCAACAGUCCAGUUCAGUUCACCAAGUAUGAAUAAGGAGUGAAUGAAUAAUGGAUGCAAUGUAAAGCACUUUUAUGCCUUGAAAAGCGCUAUAGAAAUCUAAUCCAUUAUUCUUAUAAGUGAUUUCUCAUUGUUUUUUUCAGAAGAAAUCACUUCAAUGAUGAAUCUGUUAUGAAAAAUUGAGAAUAAACUAAUAAAUAAUUGUAAUGCCGACAUGUCAAACAUGCUACAAUAAUCAAGAUUCAUUUGUAAGGUUCACAUCAUUUUAAACUGAUUUCUAGCUGAGAUUAGAGCUACAAAAACUUUGCUAAUCUGCAAAUCAUUUUCCAGAUUCAUUAUUUAAAAAUGUUUUAAGUGUAAAAAAAACAAAACAAAACAAUAUGACAAUAAAAGUCAAAUGCUUUCGUAAUUUCUGACUGGACUGCUAUUUUCUAUUGAUCAUCUACUUCAUUAAAUGCUCAUGAAGAACAGACCUUGACAAGGAAACAUAUUGAAAAGAAAUCUUUUUAUAUAGUACAUGUGAUUACACUUGAAGACACCCCACAGUAAAUAGA
Melanotaenia boesemani (Boeseman's rainbowfish) is the source of this 2229-nucleotide messenger RNA. RefSeq names its product 5-hydroxytryptamine receptor. Bases 37 to 1503 code for a protein of 488 amino acids. Gene Ontology annotation, cellular component: membrane. Gene Ontology annotation, biological process: G protein-coupled receptor signaling pathway. The transcript has 4 exons. NCBI's taxonomy places the organism in Eukaryota, Metazoa, Chordata, Actinopteri, Atheriniformes, Melanotaeniidae. Gene Ontology annotation, molecular function: G protein-coupled receptor activity. The record is from RefSeq and is a predicted model, not a curated record.